UUUUCUAUUGUCUUGUCCUUUUCACUCUUCACUUUCACUUAUUAACUAACCGAGCCGAUGGAGCCGGAGGAAACCGCCGUCGCCGUCGCGGACGACGGGAGCGGCGACGAGGGGUUGCUCGGACUCGGCGGCGGCGGAAGCAGCAGCGGCGGCGGCAGGGACAGAGUGAAGGGACCUUGGUCGCCGGAAGAGGACGCCAUUCUGAGUCGUCUUGUGAGCAAGUUCGGCGCCAGAAAUUGGAGCCUCAUCGCGCGCGGGAUCAGCGGAAGAUCCGGCAAGUCCUGCCGCCUCCGGUGGUGCAACCAGCUCGACCCCGCCGUUAAGCGCAAGCCCUUCACCGAUGAGGAGGACCGAAUCAUAGUUGCUGCACAUGCAAUCCAUGGGAACAAAUGGGCAGCCAUUGCCAGGCUUCUACCAGGAAGAACGGAUAAUGCCAUUAAAAACCACUGGAAUUCAACUUUGAGGCGUCGGGGAGUUGAACUUGAUAAGAUUAAAUUAGAAUCUGGUAACUUCAUGGAAGAUGUGAGCUUGGACAAAGCCAAAGCAUCGUCAGAAGACACACUAUCAUGUGGGGAUGUUAAUUCUUUUAAAUCCUCAGAAGGAAGAGAUGUCAGUUCUGUGGAGAUCAUGGAUGAUAAAAAUGAAGACAAAGCACAAACUGAGGGUCAAUUACACCAUGAAGCCAGGGACCCGCCUACCCUUUUUCGGCCAGUAGCACGCGUGAGUGCCUUUAGUGCGUAUCACUCAUUUGAUGGCAUACAGCCUUCAGCAUCAAUUCAAAGACCUGUUCCGAUGCAAGGACCCAUUUUACAAUCAACAAAACCAGAUAUGGAAUUUUGUAAAAUGCUUGAAGGAAUUUGUGGUGACCAGUCAGUGCCUCACCAGUGUGGACAUGGUUGCUGUGCAGCUCAAAAUGGUAAAAAGUCCAAAAGCUCUUUGUUGGGACCAGAAUUCAUUGAAUUUUCGGAACCCCCAUCUUUCCCAAAUUUUGAGUUGGCUGCAAUAGCUACAGACAUUAGUAACCUUGCUUGGCUUAAAAGUGGAUUGGAGAAUAGCAGUGUUAAAAUGAUGGGCAGCACCUCUGGCAGGGUAAUAUCUAAUGGAUCUCAAGUACAUAUUGGCCAUUAGAGUGCCAAAUAAAUUAGCAUUCCUACUUUGAGGGAGGACUGGAUGAUGGGCGUGAUGAAGGCUAUAGUGGUGACAAUACAUUUUCCUUGCAAAUGUAAUUAGGCAACCAAAGUUAUGUGAAUCACUGUUACAGUGUAAAUGGAUUCACUAGGUAAAAGUAGAAUGUGGGGUUCAUGAGUUGAAGGAACAAUUAUUUUGUUUUUCCGGGCGUUGACUGAUUAGGACUUGAUUUUGGAACCUGUAAUUGCUAAAAAGAUUUGGUGGUAGAAUAGGCGAAAAUUACUUGCAUUUCAAUCGGUUUGAGUUGCUGCUGUGACUGUGAUGCUGUUCACUUUCUAACAGUAAGUGAACCUCGUCGGUGUUAAAAGUUAAUGGCACCUUUUGUGAAACCAAAUCAAUGCCGAAGAGUUAUUUGUUAUUUC
This is a messenger RNA of Cajanus cajan (pigeon pea), 1550 nucleotides long. It is a transcript of the gene MYB1, whose product is annotated as myb domain protein 1. Gene Ontology annotation, cellular component: nucleus. NCBI's taxonomy places the organism in Eukaryota, Viridiplantae, Streptophyta, Magnoliopsida, Fabales, Fabaceae. Gene Ontology annotation, molecular function: RNA polymerase II cis-regulatory region sequence-specific DNA binding; DNA-binding transcription factor activity, RNA polymerase II-specific. The record is from RefSeq and is a predicted model, not a curated record. Gene Ontology annotation, biological process: regulation of DNA-templated transcription.